AUCAGAUCUGGGAUUUGCUGGAAUUUAUGACAUGAUGUGAUGCAGAAAUUCAGGAGAGGGUGGAUCCUGAGACUUCAGCACUGAGAGCUCUUCAGGUGGAUGCGUCUCAGAUUAGACUAACACAUUGACUGGACAUAGCAGAGGAUUCUGCAUCAAACCCACUGGCUGUUACACUCUGAAAGGAAGGAAGUCAGAGCUGGACGUUAAGGCGCUCCCCCAUAAUCACACUAGACAGAGAAUAUGCUCACAGACAUCUUCACAGCUCAGCUCCAGGAAAGUGAUGAAAGUUUGAAAAUCCCCAGAAUGUCAGGUGGAAUCAUGUGCUUCAGAUGUGGAGUCCUGUCACUGAUCAUUCUGCUGUUUAUUCCAGUUUCAGGUUCUCUGGGUCAGAGAGUGACCAUGUCCUGCAGGCCUCAGACUGUCUGCGCUCUGAGAGAAUCAGCAGUGCACCUGAUCUGCUCUUAUUCACCCACCAUCAAACCUCAGCAGAUCUUCUGGUUCAGCCCCAAAGAAAGGGCUAAAUGGAGGAAUGAGGACGAUCCAGAGGAUUUAGCUUUAGACUCAGACUACGCAGGACGAGUGAGAUACACUGACACUCAGUCCGGCUCCACUCUCACAAUAACAGACCUGAGAGAGAGAGACUCAGGAGAAUAUCAGCUCAUGGUCAUCACAGGAGGAGGAGAGAGAUCUAAGAGCUCGGCAUUCAGACUGACAGUUACAGACCUGCAGGUGAGGGUGGAUCCUGACACUGUACAGCCGAGAAAACUGACCUGUAUCACGUCCUGCGCUUUGACUUCUGCAUCUUAUUACUGGUCUAAAAAUGGAGGAAGAAUCAGUGGGAAAACCAACCAGAGCACUAGGGUUUCAUCCAGUGAUCCUGGCAGUUACUCCUGCUCUGUUGUCACAGGAAGCCAUGAAAUCUACUCCAGCAGUGUGUGCAUUUUUGGUGAGAACUGUUGGAAUGUGAGCUACUCAGACAGAAGACUGUGUGCUGUGGAGGGAUCAUCAGUGGACUUUCUCUGCACUUACUCACAUCCCAGUCAUCUCACAGUUAAUGAAGCUUUCUGGCAUUACGAGCCUGGAACGAACCCGAAGGAUCUGAGUCUGGACGAGCGGUUUGCUGGUCGAGUAGAGUUUCUCGGGGACAAACAGGGAAACUGCAGUCUGAGAAUGAGAGACGUGAGAAAGAACGACUCUGGAGAAUAUCACUUUAGAUUUGUUACCAACACUGAAGCAUUCUUUGGUAAACCUGGAGUCAUUCUGAAUGUUACAGACCUUCAGGUGAGUUCAGGUCCAAGCAGUCCAUCACAAAGUCAGACCAUAACACUGUCCUGUAGCUCCACCUGCACUGUGCCCAACAACCCCACUUACAUCUGGUCCAAGAACAGAGAGCCUGUAACCAACAAACCCACCAAAUACAACAAGCUCUACCUGGAGUCAGCGAGCAGUGAAGAUAUACGCCAGUAUUCUUGUGCUUUAGGAAGCAGAGAAGGUCUAGAACGCAGUGAAAUGCUGAUGCUCAUCGCUGUGACCAUUGUGGCCGUAAUAGUCAUUGUAAUAAUCAUUGGAUCAGUGUGGAAGUGUUUUGUGGUCAGGAGGAGGAGAACCGCAGAGCGAGACAUGGCUGUCCAGACUCCGAAGCCUGGAGACGAUACAUACACAGCUCUGAACCCGGUUACCAUGUCCUCCUCAGAUUACGACACUCUGACAAAUGUUACAGGCGCUCCCAGUGACACAUACUCAACCCUCAACCCUGCAACCCUGGCGUCUGAUUAUGACACCCUGACACAUUGUACUGGCUCUCGUAAUAAUUGGCGUUGAAUCCUACAUUGUUAUUAUGAGACUCUCAGGACAAACUCAGCAGAGACUGUACAUCACGUCUGCAUUUGUAUUUAUUAAGAAGAUCAUUACAGAUAUUCUGGGUACUUUGUAUCACUUUGGAUUCCAUUGUGUGCAUUUUAUAAGCCACCAUUGAUAAGAGUGUCUUCUAAAUAAAUACAUUUAAAUAUAUAAUUGAUAUAUGAUAAUGAUAAAAGCUCUGCAGAUAACAUUUCAUAUAUGUAUGAAAUAAUCUCAUCACAAUUACUAAAAUCUCACCAUAAACACAUCUCAGAGCCCUGAUUGCUAAAAUCUGCAGGCAGCCAUUUGGGUUUUCAUUGAAUUCAUUCAUACAGUUUUCAUACAAUUUCAGCUGCCAUGUUUAUGAGCAAAGAACAUAAGCUGUGCAACAUUUGCCAAUUCAGCAUAUUGUUAUUUUUGGAACA
Pygocentrus nattereri (red-bellied piranha) is the source of this 2264-nucleotide messenger RNA. RefSeq lists its product as uncharacterized. Bases 241 to 1821 code for a protein of 526 amino acids. Lineage: Eukaryota; Metazoa; Chordata; Actinopteri; Characiformes; Serrasalmidae. The transcript has 13 exons. The record is from RefSeq and is a predicted model, not a curated record.